AUGCAUCUGGGUGAGAGGAGUCUUCUGCUGAAGGUGCUCCUCUGCUGGGCCAGUGUGUCCUAGAGAGGGUGGGAGACAUUAUCCAAGAUGGACUGAAGCCUGGUCAGCAUCCUGCUCUCAGACACGGUCGUCAGUGUGUCCAGCUCCUCCCCCACGACAUCACCAGCCCUCCUGAUCAGUUUGUUCAGUCCUUUGGUGUCUGCGACCUUCAUCCCACUGCCCCAGCACGUGACAGCGAAGAAGAUAGCACUGGCCACAACAGACUGAUAGAACAUCCUCAGCAUCAUCCAGCAGAUGUUAAAGGACCUCAGCCUCCUGAGGAAAAAGAGUCAACUUUGGCCCUUUUUGUAGACAGCCUCGGCUUGUCUAGUCCAGUCCAGUUUAUUGUUUAAGUACACCCCCAGGUACUUGUGCUCCUCAACAGUGUCCACAGGGACCCCCAGGACGGAAACAGGGGUCCCAGAUGAUUUCGCCCUCCUCAGAUCCACUACAAGCUCCUUCGUUUUUGUCACAUUGAGUUGCAGAUGGUUCAGCUCACUCCAAGUGACAAAGUUGUCCACAACAGUCCUGUAUUCGUCCUCAUCACCCUUUUCUAUGCAGCCAACUACUGCUGAGUCAUCAGAAAACUUCUGAAGGUGGCAGGACUCAGUGCAAUAGUUGAAGUCCGAGGUGAAGAGGGUGAAGAGGAAGGGAGAGAGGACAGUCCCCUGUGGAGCCCCAGUGUUGCUGACCACCCUGUCAGACACACAGUUCUUUAGGCGUACGUACUGUGGUCUGCCCGUCAGGUAAUCAACAAUCCAGGACACGAUGGGGGCCUCCACCUGCAUCACAGUCAUCUUCUCACCCAGUAGAUCCGGACGGAUGGUGUUGAAAGCACUGGAGAAGACAAAGAACAUGACUCUCAGGCUUGUCCAGAUGAGUGUAGACUCUGUUCAGCAGGUAGAUGAUGCUGUCCUCAACUCCCAGGCUGGGCUGGUAGGCGAACUGUAGUGGAUCAGUGAAGGGUGGGACCAUAGGCCUUAGCUGCUCCAGGCACCCGCUUCGAAUGUUAUCAUUGGAUUGAAUGGGCGUUAUCAGUGGUUAUCAGCCUCAUAGAUAUGGGUCAGUAGGGGCCUGCUGCGCCUAUACUAGUAGGCUCAGAAGGCUGUUAUCAUCCAUUCGCAUGGUUAAUCACGGAUAAAUACACGAGAAGACUCCAGAUCCAAUCCCAGAACAAUCCAGGUCGCCGCUAACCGGAAGUCUGCUGGAUAACGGCAUAUGUAUACACAGGUUGAAGAUGGCCCAGAGAGAGAGAACACAAAUUAAUGAAGAACAAAGGGAAACUUUGAAAACAUUUUUUGAGGAUGGAAUGACACGGGUUGGUUCCCCCCUCAUAUCAAGAGCUGCAUCAGAUACUGGUUUGGAAACCAGUGUCAUAGAAAACUGGAUUGGUAACUACAAGAGGUCCUUUAAAGCUUGUUCUAAGCCAGGGCCGCCAAAACAAAAACUUUACACAAGAGAGCUGUCACCGUACAAUCUUUUUUGUCGGGACAUUCUCAAAAACAAAGGCACAAUGAAUGACAUUAAGGGUAGGUGGUCCACAUUGAGGGAAGAUGUGAAGAAGCAGUAUGUUCAGGAGGCAGCAGCACUGAAGGCACAUGGGCAGUCACAGGACCUUAGCCCUGAGAUGAGGGAUCUUAAAAUAAAAGGGCAUCUGAAGAACCUGAAGUUAGAGGUGUCCAAGCUUGAGGCUCUGGGUGUGGAGACUGCCAUUUUAUCUUUUGACACUCAAAAGGCCAGCUUAGAGGUCUUUGAAACGAGUAGCAAGAAAGCCACUGUGUUCCUUGACUCAACGGACACAGUGAACAAUUUUGCACUGCAUUUCAAAGCCAGCUCCUCAGCCAGCUCCUCAGCCGCAGCACCUACUAAAGAGCCCAUCAGUGUGCUUUUGAAAAAAGUACAAGAUCUUUUCAACCAAAGAUAUAAGGAGGCCGGAGGUACUGGAAGACUCCCCUACCUAUCCAUUUUAAAUAACGAUGAUGUAACAAUCAAAGUUGCUGGGCUGCCCAUUGGACUUGACCUCAAGAAGCCCUCCUUCUACGGAAGAAACCAAUUAGAGGCCAUUUUGGCAGCUGCUGACCAAAUUUCAUUUGAAAUAAAUACAACACAAUGCAACCCCACUGACAUGGCAGAGGGAAUGUCCGAGCACAUGGACGCAGAAGACACAGCAGUUUGCAUCCAAAAGAAGUCAGUGGAACAGAUCUUUGAGGCUAUGUGUGGAAAUGGUGCACAGCAGAUGGAAGGAGAGUCCUCAGAAGCCACUAAUGUAGCCAUUGUGAUGACUGAAGAUGAAGGUAUCUGUCCAAACUGUGGUUAUAUAUAUUUAACCAGGAAGUCCAAUUGAUACUAAUAAUGCCUU
Molecule: messenger RNA, 2398 nt
Organism: Perca fluviatilis (European perch)
Lineage: Eukaryota; Metazoa; Chordata; Actinopteri; Perciformes; Percidae
Exons: 11
Coding region: 1277-2383 (368 amino acids)
Cellular component (GO): nucleus
Molecular function (GO): DNA-binding transcription factor activity
Source: RefSeq, a predicted model, not a curated record